CAUUUAGAUCAGUGUCAGACAACUCCCUUUCCUUGGAUUGUGAAAUUAGCGAGUAGUGAUGAUCCUCUUUAUUAAAUCAAUUAUGGUGGUUCUUGAAGGGUAUAUUGUGACGUCACAGGCGGCACCUAAUGCAGUUCUGCACAAUAUACCAGCGAGGUGGUCCAGCACAUCACUGUUCGACAAAACAAAAGUGGAACUCGGACAGAAUUGCACUUUCUGGAAGAACAAAACCGUUGCUAGAUACUUUACUCUAGUGACACAUCAAUACCAAUCUCUCUGUUAUUUCCUCUAUCUUAGAGAACUGCUUUCAGGGCUGGAAAGAUGAACUUUGCGCUGUUCAUUUUGUGUAUACUUCCAUCUCUGCUGUUGUCCUUUGUCGCUGAAUCAAGCGGUGGAGUUGCAAACCUUUGCAAGGAAGGAAAAUUUUUUGAUUCAACGAAGCAAAAGUACGAGUCAUGCGUCGAGUGCAAAUCCGAAAGGCAGGAGUGCUAUCCGUGUUGUCAAACCGAGGUCCAUGAUAAAGGAAGUGACAAAAAUAACUCGAGCACUCCAAACCUACGUCAUCAAGAGCCAGAUAAACCUGACUUGCAGGAUGGGAAACCUCGACCCGCUGAAGGAGACAAGUUUCUUCCCAACAUUUUCGUGGUAUCCACAAUAAGUGUGUUCCUUAUCAGCUCCUUAUUGGUUCUUGUUUUUGUCGUUAUCCGAUCCUCUAUCGAACGCCGUGCCGAGGCAAGAGAAAGUACGAGCAUGAGUAGACAGUCCCAGCAAUCUAAUGUAGUAAUAGAGAUCAUGACGACGCAUGCGCAGGUACCGGAA
Molecule: messenger RNA, 819 nt
Organism: Stylophora pistillata
Lineage: Eukaryota; Metazoa; Cnidaria; Anthozoa; Scleractinia; Pocilloporidae
Source: RefSeq, a predicted model, not a curated record